This is a messenger RNA of Hippocampus zosterae (dwarf seahorse), 1078 nucleotides long. It is a transcript of the gene mis18a, whose product is annotated as MIS18 kinetochore protein A. Gene Ontology annotation, cellular component: nucleus; chromatin; chromosome, centromeric region. The record is from RefSeq and is a predicted model, not a curated record. Gene Ontology annotation, biological process: CENP-A containing chromatin assembly; chromosome segregation. Bases 187 to 786 code for a protein of 199 amino acids. The transcript is spliced from 5 exons. NCBI's taxonomy places the organism in Eukaryota, Metazoa, Chordata, Actinopteri, Syngnathiformes, Syngnathidae.
GAAGUUUAAAAUGACAUUGGGUAGGUAAGCAAACGUUAUUGAUUCAGUUUUUGAAGUUACAUUUGAAAAUGAAAUGAAGAGGUUGGCCCGAGCCGCUAAAACGAGAUGGAAAGUUGCAGGUGGUGAACAAUCUCGAUUCCCGGUCUCGCCGUCGCGGCACCGCGGAAAUUCAAACAGAAACAAAAAAUGGCGACACGGGCGAAGUAUCCCACGGACGGCGUGGGAAACGUUAGCAGGAUGUUUGAAACGUUUAGCGUGGACUCCAGCGUCGUCGAGGACAGGCUAUUUCCUUCCUCUGAGACGGAGGACGACGAUGUCGACGGUCCGGUGGUGUUCAUCUGCGCCAAGUGCAAAUUGCCCGUCGGGGAUUCUAUGUCGUGGGACAGCAACCAAGACGGACAAACUCAGAUUCAGCUCAAGCGAGUCACGAACAACGUGCUGAUCGGCAAGGACGCUCGUCUGCACGAAGCCACCAAAGGUUCUCUUUGUCUGAUUGUGGACCUGGUGUGCGCGGGAUGCCGCGCGGUUCUCGGGAUGAUCUACAGGUCGACGCCCAAGAACUUGGACCACAAGAGAUGCACCUUCUGCUUCAACGUGGCCCACAUCGACAGUUACGUGCUGGGCUCGGCGAGCCAGAAGUUGUCAGCAGAGGGCCCCAAGGAGCAGCCGGUGACUCUGGAGUACAGAGACCAUGUUGAACAGGUGCUGACCGAGAUGAAGAUGUUGGUGGUUUCCAUGGCGCGCCACGUGGAGGAGCUGGAGAGCGCCGCUCACGACCAGGCCUGACUGAGCGCGUGUCAAACCAAAGGCUCGCUCCCUCUCCUCCUCUUCCUCCUCCUCCUCGAGGGCAAAUCGCUUCAGUCAGCACUUCGGCCCCCCCACGGGACACAUUUUCUCCUGUGGCGCGUGUGUAUGUGCAUGUUUUUCAAGGGGAGCGUGCGGUUUUUUGGGCAUGUGUUGUGUUAAGCGAAUAGUGUUGUUUGGUUUUGUAUCUUUUGGGGGGGGUUUUUUACGCCAUGGAACUGUCUCGCGGUAUGGCGUGUGGAUUUUCAAAAUAAAAAGCCUUUCAGACCGACAA